AUGAUACUUUGCUUUCAAUCUAAACCACGACGAAAUAAUCACCGCCACCGCUCAAACCAAGCGCUAGUCAUUGUGACACUUCUUUCACUAUGCGUUACCCUAGCACAAGCCUCGAUCGGUGAUGAACUCCCCGCGUUCCAAUAUUGUUUAGCAACAUGUCAUUGUGCAAACUUACCAUCUGAAUAUACUGUGGUUGGAUGGUCGUGCACUUCCAACUGCAAUUACUAUUGUCAGCAAACAAUUACUGACGAAAUAGAGAGGUUAAAUCUACCAGUGGUUCAGUUUUAUGGCAAAUGGCCAUUCAAGACUGUGUUGGGGGUACAAGAGUUUUGGUCAACAAUGUUUAGUUUGGGGAAUUUGUAUGUUAAUUAUCAAAGUUUUCGAGUGAUUUAUCGAGAAUUUAAAAAAUUGCCAAAACAAAAACAAAAUAGUGCUUCGAUAAAUACAACUGUGGUGGAAUCUCAAAUAUUAAAUUGGCAGAGUUUGGUUUUACUCGUUGUUUCAUGCAUUGGAUGGUGUUUUAGUUCAAUUUUCCAUUUUCGUGAUACUGCUUUAACUGAAGUACUUGAUUACUUUGGGGCAUUUGCGAUAAUAUUGUGCAAUUUGAAUGUUAUAGUCGUUCGAUAUUUCAAGUUAUACAAGCUACGUUUCAAACUGGUGUUGAAGUUGUGGCAGUUGAGUUUAAUCGCAUUGUAUAUUUAUCAUCUAGUUCGGCUAUUUAUGGACUGGGAUUACACUUAUAACAUGAACAUCAAUGUUGUAUUGGGGUUAUCGGCCAUGAUCUUGUGGUUUCUACAUUCAUUUGCAAUUGGACGAAUCUAUAAUAAGAAUAUCAAUUUGGUUAGCAACACCAUUACGUUGGUUCCAUAUGAGACAAAUAUUUUACAAAAGUUGCAUCUACACAACCACAAAAUCACAAGAUUGAGAUCUAGGCAUAAGAGAUUGAGUUUGGCUAAUUCGUCGCAUUGGAUUCCGUAUAUUCCUAUAUUCAACAACGUUAUAUUAUUAUGUGGAUUAUAUCUUGAAAUUAAUGAUUUUAAACCAUGGAAAAGAUUAAUUGAUGCACAUUGUUUGUGGCAUUUGUUAACUAUAUUCCCAAGCUAUAUUUGGUUUGAUUGGAAUGUAUGGGAUGUUGAAAUGUCGAUAGUUACUAACACUUUGUAG
Messenger RNA from Lodderomyces parapsilosis, 1164 nucleotides. RefSeq lists its product as uncharacterized. NCBI's taxonomy places the organism in Eukaryota, Fungi, Ascomycota, Pichiomycetes, Serinales, Debaryomycetaceae. Gene Ontology annotation, molecular function: hydrolase activity, acting on ester bonds. Gene Ontology annotation, cellular component: endoplasmic reticulum membrane. Gene Ontology annotation, biological process: GPI anchor biosynthetic process. The record is from RefSeq and is a predicted model, not a curated record. The coding region runs from base 1 to 1164 and encodes 387 amino acids. The transcript has a single exon.